Messenger RNA from Rubroshorea leprosula, 1171 nucleotides. NCBI's taxonomy places the organism in Eukaryota, Viridiplantae, Streptophyta, Magnoliopsida, Malvales, Dipterocarpaceae. The record is from the annotation of a GenBank genome assembly.
AGUUUUUGUUGCCAUAAGGAAUCAAUGAUGACAGACAACGACCAAGCCAAGAAAGGUUCUGGGGGAGCAAGGGGAGACAAGGUUGUCCUCAACACAACAGAUCUGGACUCACCUUAUUAUCUUCAUCCCAGUGAUGAUCCUAGCAAGGUUCUAGUCGCAUCUCCUUUAACAGGAGAAAACUUCCAUACGUGGAGGAGAGCGAUGCAAAAUGCUCUAUAUGCAAAGAACAAAAUGGGGUUCAUUGAUGGAACUCUUAAAACGCCAAGUGCAGAUUGUUCAGAGUUUCUGGGUUAUGCUGAGAGUGCAACAGAGGUCUGGGAAGAUUUGAAGGAAUGUUUCUCACAAGGAAACACAUCCCGGAUAUAUGAACUAAAGCUCGAGCUCGCAACAACCACUCAACAAACAAGAUUUGUAGCAGCUUAUCUCACAAAAUUGAAACCUAUUUGGGAUGAGUUGCAGGCUCAUGAACUUGUGCCAACAUGUACUUGUGGUGCAACAAAGGAGUUUACAAAGGCACGAGAGACUGAGAAGGUUCAUCAAUUUCUCAUGGGCUUGAAUGAGAAUUUUUCUACCAUGCGCUCACAAAUCUUGAACAUGGAACCAUUACCAUCUCUCAACAAGGUUUACUCAAUGGCCACAAAAGAAGAAAAACAGCAAAUGGUGUCUACAUCUAGAAGUCCAGCUAUAGGGGCAACGGCUUUAGCAGCAAAGACAAGUUAUAACAGAAAGGUGAGCACAUCAGGGAAACCACGCUAUGAUAACUACAAAAGGAUAGGCCACACAAAGGAAAGAUGCUAUGAAAUAAUAGGCUAUCCAGUGAGUUGGAAACCAGGACAAACAAAGAUGAGGGGACUUACCAAGGCACAAUAUGAUCAUCUCCUCAUGCUUCUUGGUGGUAAUUCUGAUCUUAAACAAUCUAUCAACCUUGCUGGACCUAGCCUCGAGGAGGUUGAUUGGAAUGGAUAUGCCACUCCAUCUAAUAUUGGUGCACAUUAUUUUUUGACCAUUGUGGAUUGAUUAUUGAUUUCCUCAUUCUGCUCCAUGAUACUCUCCAAUACACCUCAACAUGAGGUUCAAUAGUAAUUGAGGUGAUCUGCUUGACCACAUCAGGAGGGCUAAAUAAGUCAAUCACUCGCUUGUGGACAUGGACAAAUAUAUCCCAUGUAUUGGU